GCCCUUGCUCCCAAGAGCGCCCCAAACAAGAGUCCGAAAAGGUUUGAAGCAGUUCCUGGGAUAGGUAUUCCUUACACUUGGAGAUCGCUGAGAGGAGCCAGAAAAGCAGAUUUAUGAUCACCAGCAAGAAAAGUUCUUUGCUUAGCUGUUUUACCAGCAGCAGGUAUGUUAUGUAUAAAAGUGGAUAAUUUACAUGAUAAAUGAAAAUGGCCAAUUCUUUAAGAGGAGAAGUACUGAGUCUUUAUAAAAACCUGCUGUAUCUUGGACGAGACUAUCCAAAAGGAGAUUAUUUUAAAAGGCGUUUGAAGACGGUUUUCCUUAAAAACAAAGAUGUGCAGGACCCAGAGAAGAUCAAAGAACUUAUCAGACGGGGUGAAUUUGUAAUGAAAGAGCUAGAAGCCUUAUAUUUCCUUAGGAAAUACAGAGCUAUGAAACAACGCUAUUAUUCAGAUACAAACAAAACUAACUGAUCAUUACUAUUGUAAUUUAGGUGAAAACCAGUACCACCAAUUUAUGUAUAACAACCAUUGUAUAAUAAUUCAAACUUAAAAUGAGAAGAUAUACAUAUUGUGUAAAAAAUAAUGAGCUACCCUAAUGAACUAAGAUUAAUAGGUUUCAACUUCUGUUCAUACUGAGAGCUUUUUAUCAGCAACCCUUUAUGUUCAACUUUUGUAUUAAGAUAGCAAUUUAGCUAUCUUAACAAUUACAAAUUAAUGAGCACCCCAUUUUGAAUGAAAAUAAUACUUAAUUUCCUAACAUACUAGGACUUAGCUAAUUAUUCAUAGUCCAUUUCUCCAUUUUACUGACAGGAGAAUGCUAUUUACUGAACAUUUUUAAUAAGCAAAAUAAUUUCUUACACAUUUAAUCCCCUUAACUUUUGAAGAAGUGCCUUAUUUUUUAACCCAAUUUGGUCUAUUAGCAUAUAAUCAAGAUUCACUACAAAACGUAUGGCACCUAGUAAUAAAUGUAGUUACAGAAAUAAUAUGUAUAGCAUCAUUGCUUCUGACCCUGAAAUAGCCUGCUGGUGACUGGUAUUACAUACAUAACUGUUUGAUUAUUUCCAUUAUUAAUUUUGCUGCUGGCUGCCUUUGGGCCUUAAACAGAUCACCUGUUGUGUAUCAAUUACUUUGAUAAAAGGUAAUAAUGUUAUUCUGUUGUUAUAAAGGCAGAUUUGUUUUGCAUUUACUUCUAAAUAUGGUUUUAAAUUUAAGCAAACACUAAAGUCUUUACAUAAUGUCCACAGCUCCUUUUAUAAAUAAAGAGUAUUUCUAACUUACAACCUA
Carlito syrichta (Philippine tarsier) is the source of this 1283-nucleotide messenger RNA. It is a transcript of the gene ETFRF1, whose product is annotated as electron transfer flavoprotein regulatory factor 1. The transcript has 4 exons. Gene Ontology annotation, cellular component: mitochondrion. NCBI's taxonomy places the organism in Eukaryota, Metazoa, Chordata, Mammalia, Primates, Tarsiidae. Gene Ontology annotation, biological process: respiratory electron transport chain. The record is from RefSeq and is a predicted model, not a curated record. The coding region runs from base 201 to 470 and encodes 89 amino acids.